UACAUAGAAUUUAAUAUAUCUACAUUUGCUCUUGCAACGGUUAAAAAUAAGGAAAUUUCCAGUUUUUUUUCUUAAGAAACUUGACUAGUUAAAUUAUUACUUUACAGUCUUGUUUAUUGACAUUUUAGUAUAUGUUUCAUGAUUUUUUAAAAAUUAAUUUAUUAAAAUACUGCGCCUCAAAUACAAUCUCCUUUUCGAGUUCGGCUCUUAUACAUUGUUUUAUUAUUGCAAUGUGAAUUAUUAAUAUUAUAGGUACAUAAAUUAAAAAAUUUAAAGAAAAGUCAAUUUAUAUCAUAGCUACAACGUAAAAUAUGAGUGCUUUCCAGUAAAACAAGUAACAAAUAAAGUGAAUCGUUACAGUCUUGUUUGCCAAUGUUAAACAAAGAUAAAAUCACUGUUACACAGCGUCAUUUACAUCUCUCUCUGAAAAGCACUCUAUAUGUAAUACAUACAUUCUAUUAUGCUAACGAACAUACAUUUUUACUUACAGAUGCCGAUGGACCGACCGAAGCGUUAUGUUUCGAAGCCAUCUCGCUACCAGACGACCUCUUCAGAAGACGAACGUGUGACACAUUCAUCGAAGAAGCCCUGCAAUCCAUCGACAAUCACGGAUGCGGAGAUCGACAAUUACAUCGACAACCUACGAAGCAUUCUGGAGGAUACUUCUACGAAUAAGACAAAUUAUAUUAAUUAUUCACAAAAAUCCCAACAGCGAUUACAACAAAAUUUAAAUCCACAGAUGUCCACAAACACAUCAUCACCAUAUAUUCCACCUACAUUAACUAAUUCAUACACAACACUUCCCACUUCACACACAAUUAACAAAAACACAUCAUAUACAUCAUAUAUUCCAUCUACAUUAACAAAUUCAUACACAACACUUCCCACUUCACACACAAUUAACAAAAACACAUCACAUACAUCAUAUAUUCCAUCUACAUUAACAAAUACAUACACAGCACUUUCAACUUCACACACAAUUAACAAAAACACAUCACACACAUCAUAUAUUCCACCUACAUUAACUAAUACAUACACAGCACUUUCAACUUCACACACAAUUAACAAAAACACAUCAUCACACACAUCAUAUACUCCACCUACAUUAACAAAUACAUACACAGCACUUUCAACUUCACACACAAUUAACAAAAACGCACCAUCAUACACAUAUGUUCCACCUACAUCAACUACAUACACAACGCUUUCCACUUCACACACAUUAGACACCUACGAUAACAAUAAUUUUUCAGAUUCUUCUGCACCCAUUUUGACAGAUACACGUACAGAUGGAGUCAUUUUUAAUAAUAAUGCACACGAAAUUCCAUUUCAGGCAAAUACGAGAAGCUGUACAAUGCAUAAUAAUCAACAUGUAAAUUAUGAAACAUCAGCACGGACAAGUGAUAUAAAUAAUUGGUCAAUUAACAUGUUGCACGAACGCAUGGAUCGGAUGGAGGCAGAAUUCAAAAGGACGAAUACUUUACUUCAAAAUAUUUUGAAGUGCGUACAACCGAAUAAUCAAGGUGUACCACGAAAGCCUGCAGUUCUCCCAAUAUCAUCUAUAGCCGAAAAUAUGAAUGAAGAUGAUUAUAAUGAUGUCGUGAAUUAUCUUCGUUAUAUAGGCGGCUUUAAUUUAAAAGAGGCAGUAAAUCUGUGUCUAAAAGAGACUUUGAAAGACACUGUAACACCGUCGUUCACAUGGUGGGGCCGCGAAAAGCGUGAAGGAGCGCAACGGCCAUUAUAUAACGCUCGGUUAAUUAUUGCUAUUUAGGACGCUGUAUGUAAAAACCGGCACUUCCCAAAGCCCACUCGUACGGAGUUUCAAACCCAGGCGAAGGAAGCUCUCCGGGCUGCAAAGGAAAGGGCAAGAACCAAGUUGCAAGGUCCACGUGCACGCAUGCCGGUUCCAAGGAAUCGUAAUUUUUGGAACGACGAGCCCGAACGAGAACAAGAAGAGGAAGUAAAUAACAAUUAAUAAUGUUACAGAUACUCCACUGGAGACGUUGCUACUCAGACCCUGCUCACCAACAUAGAGGGAAGGAUGACUAGGUCAUCGCGACGACGUCCACGGAACGAAAGAAGAUACAAUCGGCAUUUUUUAAUGCCAACCGGUCUCGGUAGAUGCUAAGCUGUGUGAGAAAGUAUUUUGUCUCAACUCGGAAUGUAACAUUGAUCCAAGCAAUCGUUAUGUCCAAUGACGCCGGUUUACCAAUAAAACAGAUGAAAAGAUUACGCACAUUAUCGAGAAUCACAUACAUGUAAAGCACCAACCGUACAUGGACGUGACUUUUUAGUGUGUGUAUCUUUACGUCUGUUUUAUGAGUGAACCGCGGGUUCUUUUUAGCACUGCAUACACCGAAACUGAUUUCAAAAUUAGGUGUUGCGGUAUAACGUUUACUUGGCUCGAUUUUACGUAUCUAUUUUGGGAUUAAACCUUCCUCGCACAGCUCUAGUGGAGAUCAAUCAAUCGGCACUUUUCAGUGCCAUUUAUAUUGAUUCUACGGGAAUCAUCUCGGUUAUCGCAAUUGACACUUUUCAAUAUCUUUUGUUGUUUACGACAUUAAUAUUUGUAACACUUUUGUAAUAGUAACUAUCGAAGCUUCUUGGAUAGUUAAUAUUUCAAAAAAGUGCUACAACACGUUUUUUUAAAUAUUAUUUUUCCUUUAUGUGAUGUCUUUUUGUACCAAUAUAUUCAAAAGCUGUAUAAUGUGCGAUAAAAGAAGUAUUGAUACAAAUAGACAUUACUCUCUGUUCUAACAAAAGUUAAAUUUAAAAUUUUGUGUUUUGUUCUGUUUAGAUUUGCCAAAGAGAGAAAGAUUUAGGACUUUGUGACAGAGGUGCAUUUUUUCACUCGAAAGACCAGAGGAGGAUUAAUCUGUAAUAUAAAAUACUUUUAAGUUAAAUUACUAAAUUUUAUUUUACAUUUGGAUUUUUCUUUUAUUUGAUAUAUGUUAUAUUUUGUAAAUGAUACAUAUAUAUUGUGACGUGGUAGCUCAGCUGCCACGAGUAGCAGCGUUCCUCCCCCGUCACAGGCUGCGAAUUCGCGCCGUACGGGGAAAAUAGGCGAGAGGCGAGAGGGGAUCUCCAUGGGGAACCGCGACAGACCUAGCGAGCGUAGCAUUAAUUUCUUAUAUUUUUGAUUUCUUUGCGCGGCGGCCGUCUUCCGAUGGAAUGCGACGAGAGAGAGCGAGAGAGGAGGAGAGAGAGCGACGACGAUGCGGGGAAGGAGGAAGGACGCCACCGGUGCCCGGGAGAGACGAGCACGCGGCCCGCACGGGGAUUCGGCGUGGCCCUGGGAGAGCCACGGCCGGAGCCUAAGGCGGCGGUGCCCGCCGACACCACAACGGGACGUCCCGGAGGGCUGUGGAGGAGCCCGGAUGGGACCAAACGCGUCGAGGGAGGCGUCGAGUCCUCUCACGAGGAACGGAGGUCUCCGCAUGCGCUGCCCCGGCUCGGGAAGUGGCCCAGCGGGAGAAAGAAAAUUUCGCGGGGGCCUGCGAGGCCCCCGGAAGGAUUACGGCGCGCACGUCCCUGCGUACGCAGGACUGCGUGCCUUGCAGCAAUUGGGUCGCGGCGCGGAAACCAUGCGCAUGACUGGACGGGGGGUCGCGGCGUCGAUCCGGGAUCGACCGCGAUCCACCCCUCUUUUGCGUGCGAGCGGCCCAGCCGGGAAGUUGCGUGUCGUGUCCCUUAACAAAAUUAUCGGUGUGGCUUGUGCGAGGCCUCAAUCAGGAAAAAGGAACGAGCCUGGAGACGAGGGAGGACGUCGCCAGGACAUUAUCGGUGAGGUGGCCUGUCCAGAUAAGUUACUGUGAGCGGUUGCCGGCCGGCGAGGUGUUCCCGGGCCCGUUCUGCAUCCGCUUUUGUGUUGGCGCGUGACUCGCGUGGAACGCAGGGCGGUCAUACGUUCGUGUCAUUAAUUGGGAAUAUAUCGGAUGCAAGCGGGCGGAACGCCGAAGCGCCGAGCCACGGGGAGGACGAUCGUGAAGACGCGUGGGUUCCGUCGGAGAUUCCCCUCGACCGGGCGCGCCGCAAAGCCCUCGCGCGAGCGAGUAUCGCGUCGCGAGUAGCGGGGGGACGGGGCUUCCGGUUUCGCGACGGUGUGUAGUGCGGUAGCGGCCGGCGAUUAUUGUGUGACCCCCGCGAGACACGUGGUCGCGUUCUCUAGUUGCCGGGAGUGUCGGCACGUUCGAACGUCCGGAAUUCAUGUGCGCGGAAGAUUCCAUCGUCUGUCCUUGUCGGCCGCGCGCCUACAGCGGGAGCUUCCCGCGUAUCGUUAGCGUCUCUGUUUGGUUUGAUUCGCGCCGGGGCGCCGCCUUGUCGGAACGCCGCAUGCCGCGUCCCGCGAUAUUAUUGUUUUCGUCUGAUUAUUAAUUUUUAAUAAAGCUCGUUAUCUGU
Messenger RNA from Monomorium pharaonis (pharaoh ant), 4398 nucleotides. Its product is annotated as probable serine/threonine-protein kinase DDB_G0275165. The record is from RefSeq and is a predicted model, not a curated record. The coding region runs from base 461 to 1771 and encodes 436 amino acids. The transcript has 6 exons. Lineage: Eukaryota; Metazoa; Arthropoda; Insecta; Hymenoptera; Formicidae.